AUGGAUGCUGCCGCGGUGCAAGCUACUGGCCAGCAAACCGGCCUAUCAUCGAAAUUCGCAGAGCCAUGUUUCGGCUACGAUGUUGAGAAAUUCCCAGAGACUCACGCUACCAAAAUAGGUACUUGGACUCUCUGCUUAAACACCGGUACCAUGGAUCUUGACCGCAUGUCAAGAUCCACUAAGGGACGGAAAUUGGGCGAACCUACAUUCGAAUCGGCUGGCGGUCGACCUCUUCGCAACCCGGACUUUCUGCCAAACAGAUUUUGGGUACCAUUGAGACUCCGUGCCCCAUCGUCGCGUGUAUGCUCCAUCAUCUCCGCAGUGAGCCGAGAAACAUGUUCGUCGGCGCGAAUGGCUGUCGAGGCCCCGUCAGCAUCAGGUGUCCCCCAAACCUGGUCUGUUCCACUGUUUUUCGAGGAACUGAUGAUCGAGGCUUGCGCAUCAGCUUCACCGCCAAGAGCAAAAGAAGCCUGCUGUUCGGCACCCAACGACGAUGACGACGCAUCGCACCGACCAUGGCAUGGGAUUCUCGACCAAUGCCAUGCUCACACGAAAAGCUCAUCCCAGAAUCUUGCAGAUCGUAACCAAAACCCCAACAAUACGGCCGCGGAGGUCGGUCUUUUCGCCCAGUCUGGCAACCGCCAUGUUCAGGGGUUCAGUAAUGGCCCCUGGGAUGUCUAG
Molecule: messenger RNA, 681 nt
Organism: Colletotrichum navitas
Lineage: Eukaryota; Fungi; Ascomycota; Sordariomycetes; Glomerellales; Glomerellaceae
Exons: 5
Coding region: 1-681 (226 amino acids)
Source: RefSeq, a predicted model, not a curated record